Messenger RNA from Electrophorus electricus (electric eel), 2377 nucleotides. It is a transcript of the gene c5h11orf68, whose product is annotated as chromosome 5 C11orf68 homolog. The record is from RefSeq and is a predicted model, not a curated record. NCBI's taxonomy places the organism in Eukaryota, Metazoa, Chordata, Actinopteri, Gymnotiformes, Gymnotidae.
UAUAAAUCAAGUUUGUUGUUGGAAUGAGCCAGUGCUAAGUUGGUUUGCUAACGUUAGCUGGUUUAUCUGGUUAGUUAAUUUAUCUGGUCUGUGGAUAAGUUAAACUGCGUAUUAGUUUAUCUGGUAUGUGGAGAAGCUAAACUGGUUAGUUUAUUUGGGUUUGUGGAGAAGCUAAACUGGUUAGUUAGUUGGCUUUUCUGGGUCUGUGGAGAAGCUAAAGUGGCUAGUUAGUUGGCUUUUCUGGGUCUGUGGAGAAGCUAAAGUGGCUAGUUAGUUGGCUUUUCUGGGUCUGUGGAGAAGCUAAAGUGGCUAGUUAGUGGGCUUUUCUGGGUCUGUGGAGAAGCUAAAGUGGCUAGUUAGUGGGCUUUUCUGGGUCUGUGGAGAAGCUAAAGUGGCUAGUUAGUGGGCUUUUCUGGGUCUGUGGAGAAGCUAAAGUGGCUAGUUAGUGGGCUUUUCUGGGUCUGUGGAGAAGCUAAAGUGGCUAGUUAGUGGGCUUUUCUGGGUCUGUGGAGAAGCUAAAGUGGCUAGUUAGUGGGCUUUUCUGGGUCUGUGGAGAAGCUAAACUGGCUAGGUUAGUUGGUUUUUCUGGAUCUGGAGAAAUUAAAACGCCUAACUAGGUUUCUGAGACAUUUAGGCAAGUUGGCGAUAGCUAACACUACUUCUUCGCGGAUUGUAAGCAGCUACUUUACCUCGCUAACGCUGCCUAGCUGCAGCUGUAGCAGGUCCGUGGUAAAAUGAAAGACAAACUCGUCGGUUCUUUCUGUUUAACCUAGUUUGUAGCUAACCUACAGUUUAUGGUGCGUCAGUUUAACAACACGCCACCGCAUUUCUACGCAGUAGUGUCCUCUUGCUAACUGACUUAACAAUAUGGAAAGUGCGAAGUUUUGUUUUAUAGCUUGCUAGCUGUUUAAGCUAUGAUAACUCUUGCUACUGUCUUUAGUAAGCUUGCCUGCUUGUCGAUAGUACUAAAUAUUAACUUAUUCUGUAGUUAGCGCUAUCUCAGUCGGGAGCUAAUCAGCAAUAGUUAGCUGGUGCCAUCGCUAGAUUUCCUUUAGACACUUUGCUAACUAACAUGAUACGCCAGCGGUCUCGCAGGAAAGUGCUGUACAAUUUUUGUGGCUUUAACAUCAACCUUUUACAUUUUUUAUAGAAAAAGAGCGUUAGCACACGCCCAAAGACUACCGAGUACACUUGCUUAGUGAUCAUGGAGGACGAGGAAGCACCGGGCGAGGUUGAACAUAACGAACCCCUUUCAGCAGAAGACUACGCGGCUGAGGCUAUGGCGGCGGACAUGGACCCGUGGAUCAUAUUUGACGCACGCAAAACUCCCCGAGCCGAGUUCUGUAGUUGGCUAGAGUCCAACAGACCCUCGCAGGUGUGUCGCUUUGGAGACGAGGAGGGAGGCUCGGGACCUGUGGGCUGGAUAGCCGUUUUGGGCCCAGACCACUGUCCAAGCACAAUGGAUGUGUCUGGUCUCCAAGAGAACUGGGAAAGACUGUUAGCUAGCGGACGCCCCAUCACCUUCCAAACCAUUAAGGAGCUGGCUCUGAAUCAUAACGUGCGCACAGGCAAAUGGUUAAUGCACCUGGACACUGGUUUCAAAGUAGACCAUGCAUGGGAGUGUGUCGCCAGAGCUGUUCUGGACGGAAAGAUCUUGCAGGCCAAGGUGAGCCCACGAGAUCCAAAGUCCAACGUCAAGCAUGUAAUUUGUGUCUACAAUCAUAACUUUGCAGACGAAGAGCAGGUAAUGCAGUUGGAUGCUGCUAUUCGGGCUGUGGGGGUCAAGUGUCCCCUCACCUACAAGCCUGACGUGUACACAUAUCUGGGAAUUUACCGAAACAAUAGAUGGAAGCUGUGUCCCACCAUCUACGAGAGCAAAUUUGAUUUGGAGUGUGUGCCUCGCCGAUCCCACGUUAUCAAUAAAGUCACAAACUUGGAGGUCACAUAGGUUACCCGACUAUGAAAUCUCAGACUUCGGAGAAUAAAUGAGGCAGUGCAAUCUGGAGAGGUGCAAAGCAGAAACGCUCGUGUCACGUCUCCAUCCAGUCUUGACUGAAUAAAGAGCUUUUAAGUUUUUGAAUUUAACCAGUUUUUCUUGCUAAUCAGUGGUUGCAACAAUGCAAAACGUACCUCUACAUGUGUUGAAUAUUUAAGCAACAAAACAGAUCUCAUACUUUGUCUCUAAAGCGUCCGUUUUAUGCAGCUGUAAUAAACUGACUUUAUGCAGUACAGUAAUUUUAAACUACUGUGUAUAAACCAACUCACACUAAUUGUUUACAUUUAAGGGCUGGAAUUGUUUUCCUUUGUAAAAAAUUCACUUAUAGUUCUGUUUGUUUUUGUGUAUGAACAUAGUUACCAAAUAAAUACUUCAGAUUCA